AUGUCGACAGAAUUGUGGUAUAAAGGACUGAUAUCUGAAGGUAUAUCACAAGCGAUGUCACAAAACAAAAUGAUUGUUAUUUUUAUUAAAGACGAUUCAGAAAAUUCAAACACUGUUUUUGAACUCUUGGAAUCAAACUUAAAAGAGUUACUUAAAUUGACCGUCCCAAUUUUGGUCCACACAAACGAUGACAACUACAACUAUUUCCAAACACUGUACACAAAUCCCAUUGAAGCCCCAACACUUUUCUUUUUUUUCAAAGGCAAUCUCCUCAACAUUGUUCCGCCACACGAAAUCACACAAGAGAAGAUUUCUGCCAUAAUAUUAUCUUCAAUGAUGAGUCCUGCCUUUUCGCAACAAUCACCUCAAAUCACGAGAUUGAAUCACGUUCCGAAACGACUGAAAUCAAAACCGUUGAAACAGUUGAGAAAGAAGAACUUUAAAAUUCACCCGACCAGAUACACCGAGU
Entamoeba invadens IP1 is the source of this 469-nucleotide messenger RNA. RefSeq lists its product as hypothetical. Lineage: Eukaryota; Evosea; Mastigamoebida; Endamoebidae. The transcript has 4 exons. The record is from RefSeq and is a predicted model, not a curated record. The annotation marks the transcript as partial.